Messenger RNA from Oncorhynchus mykiss (rainbow trout), 3057 nucleotides. RefSeq lists its product as uncharacterized. NCBI's taxonomy places the organism in Eukaryota, Metazoa, Chordata, Actinopteri, Salmoniformes, Salmonidae. The record is from RefSeq and is a predicted model, not a curated record.
AAAACUGAGUGCCGUGGAGGUCAUGUUUCAGUUCAUUAUGUCGAAGGUUCUCAAGCCUCUCCUUGGGGACACCCCACAAUUUUGUUGUAGCCCUGAACUAACUCAAGGGCUUGACUAUUUGAAUCCGGUGUGCUAGCUGUGGAAUAGUUAAAAUAUAUGGAAUAGCUAGGAUUUCUUGAGCGGUUUGAGAACCCUUACUAGACAAAUCUGGAGAAUUGCCCUAUUUGAUUUUAUUACAGUUUUUCAAUACACAGAUGGUGCUCUUUAGUUCCGUCAGUGCUAUCAGAGCGGAAACAAAGAUCACAAUCAUCGUCACUUCCGUGAAACUAAACGUAAACAAAGAUGGUGGAUUGUGAAAAUACUACUCACACAGAAAACAAAAUGAAAAAAUUGGAAUUGUUGAAUAUAUUUCUCACCGAGAAAUUAACCACGGCUGCCAAUGAGAUAUUUGGGGCUGUGAAGGGUACUAUAGUUGAGUACCAGACAGAAAUCGUUCGCUCCAAGGAGGAGAACAAUCAUCUCCGAAAGCUGCUGGAUAUCGCUGUUCAGCGCGUUCUACUUCAAACAGACUGUCAUACUAUCCAUCUCACCGAAGAUGCAUCUUCACCUGAGCAGCAGCAUCGUGAGCAGGAGUGGACCCCCGGUCUAGGCCAGGAGGACCCAGAGCCCACACAGAUUAAAGAGGAACAGGAGCUCAGAAACAGUCCAGAGGAAGAGCAGCUUCAAGGGCUGGAGUCUGAAACCGAAGGAGAAUCCAUAUAUACGCCUUCUUUUGUGAAAAGUAACUGUGAUCAGGACCCACCUCCACCUUCACAUCUUCCCCAAACUGUGAACAACAGAGAAGGAGACUCUUUAGCCAGAACCAUAUCUAAUAAUCAUAUCAAAAUAGAGAAUGAAGGAGAAGGCUACAGCACAUCAGAACCAACCAGUGACUUACAGCACGUCUUCACCGUGAAUUCAGACUGUCUUGCAGCUCGGAGUGAAAACAGUGCCCAACCCAAUAUCAACAAUAUAAUUCAGAGAGGACUCUCAGAAUAUGAGGCCCCACAGCCACAGGCAACAUAUGAAAGAGAAAGUAUUGGUCUACACAUACAUGUUAGAGACCAGAACACCACCAAGCUUCCUCAACAGAGAUCCCCCUAUCAAGCCCAAGGCAUACAGAGAGUGUAUCCUUGCCGGGAGUGUGGGAAGUGCUUCAAUUUCUCUUGUCAGUUAGAAGUCCACAUGCGAUGGCACAGCAAAGAAAGACCAUUCAGCUGCUCUGUGUGUCGAAAAAGCUUCACCACCAUCAGCCUGUUGAGGAGACACCACCGCAUUCACACUGGAGAGAAACCCUACCGCUGUCACAUCUGUGGGAAAUGUUUCAAUCAGUCGGCUCACCUGAACACCCACUUUAAAAUUCACCCAGGGGAGAGACCACACAGCUGGAAAAUGGCUCAGUCAAAACGUUAACAGCAGAGACAUCUACACUCAGAAGGGAGAGUAACAUGUACAUCUGGGCAGUAGAACUAUUGUUCAGGAUUUAAGACACUAGAAGAACCCGUGAUUGAUGUUUGAACAAUGCAUUACAAUACAUUGAGGACUGGUGCUGUUAUUCUUUUGUAAUUAUAUUAGAUGCAGAGGGUAGAAAAUCCAUCUUAUUCAGCCUAACUAGAUGCAAUCAAUCAAUUAAUUAGAUCAUCCUUAUCUAUUUCCCUUUAGGACUUGGACCUGACUGCUGGGCUGUAUGACUAGCCUAUUAGGGUCUUGCCACAGUUAUCCUUAUCCCUAAUGAUAAUAAUACAUGGGACUUUAAGCACCUUUCAGAAACCAUAAGAACACUGCACACCGAAGAGUAUGAAACAAGACAAUAAAAUGAAUAAAAGCUACUUAUCUUAGGCUAGGGCUGAGUAAGGGUGAGCUAAGCUUAGGGGAAUGCGAGACUAAACAAGUAGGCUUUGAUAUUGUUUUUGAAAAUGGCGAUGGAGUCUGAAUUGCAGGUGGCUUGGGGGGGAGAGACUUCCAGAGUUUGGGGGCAGCGGUGCUAAAUGCUCUUUUUUUAGCAACCAGGAAAUGGCGGAGUGAUUUCUACAUAGUGCAUCUUUAACGGUUUUAAUAAAUAAUUGGUCUGUUUCAAGUCAGGAUGACUAUUUGUGCAAUCUUCUACCACCAGGCAGCAGCAAUAUGUGUGGGUUUAGUAUUAUGUCAAGUGUGUACUGUGGUGGCGUCUUCUGUAGAUAAGAAUCUCACUGUUACACUAUUCGUACUAUUACCAAAAGUCCUACCCAAUUUCAUUUAUAAAACGGCAAGGGAAAAAGCCUUUCCCAAAAUGACCUUUGUUCAAAAACAAAAAUGUCAACAUCUGUUUUAUUAAACUAUUACAUUUUGUGCAACACAGUCAAAAUAGAUUUGACAUAUUUCAAUAUUUCAACAAAGAGCCUCCUUCUCAAACCACACAUGGAAGGUCUUUCAGUUCAAGCAGUCACAUACACAUUUUCAAAACAUGCAAUUUGAAUUAAUCCAGUAACAGGUCUUUGUUAGACACACCACUCUGUGGCUCCCCACGAUGUUAUGCAAGUUCAUGCAUUCAUUAUUGUCUACCUUUUUCAACCUAAAGCAGUGACUUCUGCGAUACAGUAUGUGUAUAAUUCUAGAUAUCAGUUAGUACUUUUCAAAUCUAGUUUAAACCGAUACAUUUUCCCCACGCAUAUCACGAUUUCUCCGGUUUGUGAAUCAAGCUCAUAUGCCUUCUAAGGGAUCCCAUCCGAUUGAAGCGUUUGCUGCAUUCAUGGCAUGGAUGCGGUUUCUCCUCUAGGUGAGUCUUCAUGUGCACUGUCAGGGCUUCACUCACAGCGAAGGCCUUGCCACAUUCUUCACAGCGAUGCGGUUUCAACCCUGUGUGACUUGUCAUAUGUGUGGUCAGGGAUCUCUUCACAGGGAAGCCCUUUCCACAAACAUGGCAACGAUGCGGCUUCUCCUUUGUGUGUGUCCUCAGGUGCAUCUGCAAGCUUCCUUUUCGACUGAAAUGUUUACCGCAAUCUUGACACUGAAAUGGUUUCUCCCCAGUAUGAAUGACUU